Carya illinoinensis is the source of this 2092-nucleotide messenger RNA. RefSeq names its product probable methyltransferase At1g29790. Bases 514 to 1638 code for a protein of 374 amino acids. The transcript has a single exon. The record is from RefSeq and is a predicted model, not a curated record. Lineage: Eukaryota; Viridiplantae; Streptophyta; Magnoliopsida; Fagales; Juglandaceae.
AGCAGACAAGGAUGCCACUUCCUCAACCAUCAUUCUGAACAUAGAUAUAUCCAAAUGCAAUCUGCAUGAACGAAUCCCUUUGUCAAACAAGAAGUUGGGGCCUUUUGGUCCCUAAUUCACGUGCCUCCUGUUAUUUCUUUCCCUUUCUUUCUUUAACAUUUUCUUUCUUUAUUAACCAAUUCUAAUUGACCUGCAUCAAACUUUGUGAGGUUCCAGAUUCCAUGGCCCCACCUUCGUCAUUACAGUCCCUCGCGACGGCCAUGGGAAGAAGAAGAAGCAGAGAGAAGCAAUACACAUCAUCUGAAUCUUGUACCCGAAGCUCUCCCACAUAGGAUCUUAAAAGGUUUUGACUUCACUUUCACUGAUUAGUCAAACAAACAGUGAAGCUUAAAAGCAAGCAAAAUCUGAGUACAGCGAUACAGAUACAGCAAAAGCCAGCAAGCUAGAGAGCAGAGAUCCAGGCUAAAAGCAAAAGUUGUAGAGAUCCAGGCCCGAAACUUGGAAGGCAAAUAAAUGGGGUUCACAAUGAGUCUGAAUCUGCUGCUUCUCGUAGCCAUGGUGGCCACCAACAUCCUCUCCCUCUACCAUCUCUCCUCCACAAUUCAAACCUCUGGGAAGCCCCCCACUCCACCUCCUGUCCCUGACCGACUUCUCCACCAGCUCAACACCAUACGCGCCACCAUCAACCGCCUCACGCGCCUCCAACCCACAGCUAAUCCUGCCACUAAACCCACCGCUGCCUCUGCCACCCUUCCGCCAGAUCUCCUCCUCUACUCCCUCCUCUCUCCCAUCGCCACCUCCUGCCACAACCACCCAGACCUCCUCCGCCGAUAUAUGAAUUAUACCCCAUUCUCUCUCUGCCCCCAGGACUCCGACGGGGUGGCCGAGUCCCUCAUCCUGCGUGGCUGCCAUCCACUCCCUCGCCGCCGGUGCUUCUCCCAAACCCCACCAAAACCCACCUCGUCUCUUUCCCACAACCCGUUCUCUCCUUCGCUACCGGAUCAAAACGUUGUGUGGGAUAAGUACACUUGCAAAAGCUUCAACUGCCUCGUGCGCUCUUACCCAAACCUGGGUUUCGACCUCUCUGCGGAAGCCACCCGAUCGAUGAUCUACAGGGACGACCUCGACCUCCAGAUCCCACAACUCUUACAGAUUGCCAAGGCGGCUAAUUCUGUGCUUCGUCUCGGCCUCGACAUUGGUGGCGGGACCGGGACUUUCGCGGCGCGGAUGAAGCUCUACAAUGUGACUGUUGUGACAACGACGAUGAACCUCGGCGCUCCGUACAACGAGGCGGUGGCUCUGAGGGGCCUGGUUCCGCUGCACGUGCCGCUGCAGCAGCGGUUUCCGGUGUUCGACGGGGUGGUGGAUCUUGUGCGUUGCGGCCACGCCGUGAAUAGGUGGAUACCGUUGACGGCGUUGGAGUUCAUGCUUUACGACGUGGAUAGAGUGUUGAGGGGUGGGGGGUACCUGUGGCUGGAUCAUUUCUUUAGCAAAGGGGUGGAUCUUGACAAGCUUUAUGCGCCGCUGAUUGGGAAAUUGGGGUACAAGAAGGUGAAGUGGGCGACAGGGAUCAAGGCCAAUUCGAAGAACGGGGACGUUUACCUGACUGCGCUUUUGCAGAAGCCCGUGUCCAAAUGAAGGGGAAAUUUUGGGGUAAGGCAGAGAAAAGUUUUCUGUGUUGAUUGCAAGAUCAGAAUUUUAUGGUGCUGUAUACUUGGUUGGAGUUUGCUGUGCAUUUAGAACUAAAUUACAGUAUGUUAAAUAUAAGUUGGUUGGAUCCAGCAUUUGUUGGGUGUAGUUUCAAUGUGAGAAAUUAUUGAGUUUUCUUGGUUGUUUUGGUGAGUUGACAAUUGAGGAUUGAGGGCGAUGCUUAUGCGUUAGUUGGACCAAAGUUGAAUCCGGUUGAAGGCAGGGGAUUUCUGGUGUGGUAAGUUACUGUGCUCUUUCUGAUGACAUAGGAGAGAAUUUGGUUGCAAUAUUGUAUCCAUAUUGAUGGCUCUGAUACUCUGCCAAUGGCCCAAUACCUUGGCCGAGUGACACAGUCUCUAUUUCUACUUUCUUUUGGAUAUAAGAAUUGAUUUAUUUCGUUUUA